Melospiza melodia melodia is the source of this 1619-nucleotide messenger RNA. RefSeq names its product ras-related protein Rab-18-B-like. The transcript is spliced from 7 exons. The record is from RefSeq and is a predicted model, not a curated record. Gene Ontology annotation, molecular function: GTPase activity; GTP binding. Gene Ontology annotation, biological process: vesicle-mediated transport. NCBI's taxonomy places the organism in Eukaryota, Metazoa, Chordata, Aves, Passeriformes, Passerellidae. Bases 23 to 640 code for a protein of 205 amino acids.
GCCUGGCCCGGAGCGCUGCGGGAUGGAGCCCGCAGGCCUCACCCUGAAGCUGCUGCUGCUCGGGGACAGCGGCGUGGGCAAGUCCAGCCUCCUGCGGAGGUUCACGGACGGCGCCUUCGAGCCGCGCCUCACACCCACCGUCGGUAUUGAUUUUAAAGUGAAGAAAAUGCUGGUGGACGGCCGUGCAGUGCAGCUGGCCCUAUGGGAUACAGCAGGACAGGAGCGUUUCAGAACAGUGACUCCCAGUUACUACAGAGGAGCUCAAGGGGUUGUUUUAGUGUAUGAUAUUACAAGAAAAGCAACUUUCACAGGACUGGGAAGGUGGCUGAACGAGCUGGAGAUGUACACCACCCCCAGCAGCACUGUGAAGAUGUUGGUUGGCAAUAAAACUGAUAAGCCUGAGCGUGAAGUGGAGAGAAAAGAAGGGCUCCAGCUUGCCAGGAAACACUCACUGCUUUUUAUAGAGACCAGUGCCAAGACACAGGAUGGAGUGCACCAUGCCUUUGAGGAGCUGGUCAUAAAGAUCCUGCAGACUCCAGAUCUUUGGGAUAAGGGCACAGGGAAAAAGGGAAUCCAGCUCAUGGAAUCUUCAGCACAGCAGCAUAAAGGGUUAUGUGGUGCCUACUGUGCACUUAUUUAAAUGUACAGCUGGCUGUUCUGCCUGACUGGAGGAAAAAAAAAAAGGUGUGGGGAUGGGAUUCCAAGCACCAAUCUGUGCCAUCGGUUGUGCAGAUGCAAACCACAAACUCAUUAGCAAAAUACAUUUUUAUUCAUUAACAAAAUACAGUUUCCCCUUCCCUUUUGCACAACUGCUGCCUGCAGGUAUUUUUCUGGUAGCUCUCAGAUUUUUCACUAUUAAAUCAUAGUGCUGCUUAGAGAAUUGUGCUUUUGCUGUAUUCAACAUGGACUUUUGCUGGAAUUCUUGCCUCAGCAUAAAUUAAUUGGUAUUCAAUUCUGGAAUAUUAUUGAGAAGAUUCUCUUCCCUUGGAUGGCAUGGGAGGCUUUGAGGCACCCAAGUCACUUUCAUGUAGUUACUCAGCAGGAGUUUGAUCAGUGGACAGAGUUUCCUGAUUUUGGAUGGUUUUAAAAAGUCAAAAUUGCUACAUGUGCCCAGACAGUAAGCUGAGUUACUGGUUAAUUUUGGGGCUGUAUGAAGAGGAUGUGAAUUUUAAUACUUGUCAGGAAAAGUGCAGGACACUGGUGAUUGCUGUUCUCUUUGCACUGAGGAUCAGGGAUUAGUUUUAGGGCUGUGAUGAAGAGGAUGUGUAUUUUAACAGGAAAAGUGCAGGACACUGUGGUGAUUGCUGUACUGAGGGUCAGGGAUGAGGUGCACUCAUCAUUUUGGGCUGUGGUUUUGCAGUCACUGAGAGUCUCUGCAAACCCUUGUUCUCUUCCAGAAACCACAGAUAAAAUUGAAAAUUUUAUCAGAAUUGAUAAAAAUGUUACCAGAAAUUGAUAAAACUCAAUUUCACAGAAAAUGUGCUGCUUAUGGGAGACUUUGCACUUGGGUGUCUGUCACCAAUCCCCCUAUGAAGUUACCCUUUUGUCUUUUACAUUUUUAAUGGCAAUAUUGUAUUUUUACUAACUUACAUUAAAAUAAAUGAAAAUUCCAGAUGGAA